This is a messenger RNA of Limulus polyphemus (Atlantic horseshoe crab), 2900 nucleotides long. RefSeq names its product ribulose-phosphate 3-epimerase-like (gene Rpe). Gene Ontology annotation, cellular component: cytosol. Gene Ontology annotation, biological process: carbohydrate metabolic process; pentose-phosphate shunt, non-oxidative branch; pentose-phosphate shunt. The transcript is spliced from 5 exons. NCBI's taxonomy places the organism in Eukaryota, Metazoa, Arthropoda, Merostomata, Xiphosura, Limulidae. Gene Ontology annotation, molecular function: metal ion binding; D-ribulose-phosphate 3-epimerase activity. The record is from RefSeq and is a predicted model, not a curated record. Bases 237 to 950 code for a protein of 237 amino acids.
GAUCGCGCGGGAUGGUGAUAUCACUACUUUACACGCUUUUCAGGCCAUGGUUGUUUUAAUAAGUGAACCAAUCGUAUUCUAGAAAGUACACCGUGUGACCUAAACUAAAAGCGAUUUCUGUGAAUCAAUCAAUGUAACAUUUUUAUAGCACCGCUACUAGUAGAUAAUUUAUCCAAAUCGUGAUUUUUAAAAGUUUAACUUUUUAUAUUCUAUCCUGUGUGUGAUUGUGAUUGAAAAUGGUUUCUCACGGUAUGAGGACUGGAAAUAAUGGCCUAAUGUGUAAAAUUGGACCAUCGAUAUUGAAUGCUGAUUUAUCAGAUCUGUUUUCGGAAUCUCAAAGAUUGUUAGACAAUGGAGCAGACUACCUUCAUCUAGAUGUUAUGGAUGGGCAUUUUGUUCCAAAUUUAACAUUUGGUCAUCCUGUUGUGAAGUGCUUGCGACGAAAAAUACCUGAAGCAUUUUUUGAUAUGCAUAUGAUGGUUGCUGAACCUGAUAAGUGGGUCAAUCCCAUAGCAGAAGCAGGGGCUAAUCAGUAUACUUUCCAUCUAGAGGCAGCAGAAGACACUCUUGAGCUCAUUCGUCGAGUACGAGAGACUGGAAUGAGAGUUGGCAUUGCAAUAAAACCAGGAACUUGUGUGGAGUCUGUUCUCCCAUUUGUUGACAAAGUUGACAUGGUGUUAAUAAUGACAGUAGAACCAGGAUUUGGAGGACAGAGCUUUAUGAAGGAUAUGAUGCCCAAGAUCCAGUUGUUGAGAUCCAAGUUUCCUGAUUUAGACAUUGAAGUUGAUGGAGGAGUUGGACCAAACACAAUUGAUCUGUGUGCUGAGGCUGGUGCAAAUAUGAUUGUAUCUGGAACAGCAGUUACUACUAGUGACAAUCCUAGACAUGUUAUGUCUUCUCUUCGUCACUCGGUGGAAGAAGCUAUACAAAAAUCACAGCUAGAACGAUGAACUUCUUACUUGAAUAUCAAACCAAAAUUCCUUGAAUUUUUUAGUUAAUUUUUUUAUUUUUAAAUUUACUGAGAUGUAACUACUCAUAAAAGUAAAAAAAUAUUAGAAGUAGAUAUUUGUGGAACUGGUAAGAUUGUUUUAUUCAUGUUGUAGUGUGCAAGCUUUCUGGAUAUAUGUAUAGUUGGUUUAUGUUCACUCUCUCUCAGAAAUAAUAUAUUCUUUGUGUUUUUUGUAUUGAGUAUAAUAAUUUAUUUUCUGUAUUAAUGUUCAUAGAACAUACUGUGAGACAGACUAACUUAUGGUUAGAAGACAAACAUAUAUUGUACACAGCUUAUGUGUGAUCUACAGAUUAGUAAAGUGUGUGUGAACUCUACUCAACAAAAUGAUUGAUACAGUGAAUAUUUUCAAAUCUCUUAUUUUAAUUUAUUUGAUUCUAGCAUCACUUACAAUUUUGGACAUAGUUAUAAGCACAAAAUAUAGAAAUAAUGCUGUGUUGUGGGUUUAGAAAUGUGAUCAUUGAUACUUGUAUAGUAUUACUCAUUGUUGUAAAGCCAUGUUUGAUACAAAUAUAGUGUUUUACUUGGUUUGUGGUUACAAUAUCAAUGAAUCUGAGUGAAAGUUAAUAGGUAUCGUACACACAAUGUAAAGUAGUAAAGUAGAAUGAUGAAGUAUGUGCAUGAUAUUAACAGAAGAGAAAGUAUAUAUGUAAGCAAUUAGUGUGAUAAUUGAAUCCUGUGUAGAGUAUGUGUACCCCAUAAGAUAUAAUGUUAAUUUAGGCCUUCUAAAGACUUAUUAGUGAUAGAGAAACUAAGGUUGUAUUUUUUAGGUUAAUUGCUUCAGUAAUGGCUAUGUACACUUGUUAAUACAGAAUUAAAUAUAUACACCAUACAAAGGUUUCACUUGAUUAGUGAAUAUCUUACCUCAAUAUGGAAUUAUAACUUCAUUAUUAAAACACAAGAUAAAUAGUACUUUGUACCAGUUAAAAUUCUUGCUUCAAUGAAACACCCAAGUUACCUUUUUUAUAUUACAAUUUAAGCAUUUUUAGUUGUUCAGUAAUCUGUAAUAAAACAAAGAUCUGUUAUUGGCUUAGGAGUGUAACUUUUGAUUUGAUAUAGUUGCAAUGUAAGGCUCUGUAAGUCAUGUAAAAAAUGCUUACAAUAUUAAAGGUAGAUGAAUCAGCAGAAACUUCACUAGUAAUUGGUUUGUAACAUGAAGCAUAAGUUUGAGUAAUUAAAUCUAACUUUUCAGCCUUGGUAUGUUUAUAAUCUGCUUCCACCUUUUCUUUUUUGUUGUUGUUUUGACCAAUCAGCUUUAACGAGUCUAACACGCAUACACUUGCAUGGCAACCAACAUUUGAUGGUAUAUCAUAAUGGAAUUUUUAUGGUUUAUUUAUAAUAUGUGCCGUGAGACACAUGAUUGAAUUGUCUAUCAUGAGAGCACUUGCUGAUAUUUCUGCUGGAGUACACACAAGAAACUGUAUUAGCCAGUGCUUAUGUCUUUAUCUUCACUCUAUUUUUGGAUUAGUAAUAGCAUUUAUAGGCCAACAACCACACUAAUAAAUGCUGUUGCUUAGGUGUAAGUAGUGUUUCUCCUUCAGCUCUUUGGUUUACUAUUCUAAGUAGUUUAAUUUCUCUUGCCUUAGGCUAUAUCAGUCAGCCAUAUCUCAAACUAUGAUUUCUAUAUAUAUAUAUAUAUAUAUAUUCUGAACUAGUUCUGUUGCUGUUUUACUUGAGUAGUAAUAAGGAUGAUUUUUUUUAAUUUAUCAGUGCUAUACAUAGAUUUUACAUGAAAAUUAAAAUAAACAUUUUUAGGUAGCUCUCCCAUUAAAGUUUAGAUCCUCAUUUCAGCUGAGGCUUCAGCCUGGCUAGCCUAUUCAUUUUGAAGUUUUCAAGAUUGCUAAAUCUGGGAAAAUAAAAAACAUAACUUAGAACUGAGUGGUGAAAACAUUUA